This is a messenger RNA of Theileria equi strain WA, 606 nucleotides long. RefSeq lists its product as hypothetical. The record is from RefSeq and is a predicted model, not a curated record. Gene Ontology annotation, molecular function: DNA-binding transcription factor activity. Gene Ontology annotation, biological process: regulation of DNA-templated transcription. Lineage: Eukaryota; Apicomplexa; Aconoidasida; Piroplasmida; Theileriidae. The transcript is spliced from 5 exons. The coding region runs from base 1 to 606 and encodes 201 amino acids.
AUGUUUUUGUCUUAUUUUCCUGUGAUUGGAGCUAGCCGUUUGUUUUUGUCUAGCCUUGUAAACUAUCGCAAUUUCGGAACAAAAAGAGUCGUACAAAAGAGAAAAUAUAUGCUAAAGAUAUUACAUCCUGAGGAAAAAUGGACUGAGAAGGCAAAUCACGAUGGGCUCUUUGAUAAAAAGGAUUGUCUACCUAAAUCCUUAUUAAAAAGCUCUCUAAUUAGACGUCUCCUAAAUUCUAACACGAUUGAAGCUUCCGAUUUAGUGUCUAAAAUAGCAUGGGACUCAUAUAAAUCUGACGUUCGAGGUGUGAGGUGGCAUCCCUCUGGUAGUUGGUGUGUGAGAUUUAUAAGAAGAAACCAUGAACAUAACUUCUUUGUAAACUGCAGUUGCUACUUUAGAGUAGAACAGCAUGGAUUUUUUGAAGCAAAAAGGUUAGCUAUCGCAUAUAGGAAGCGCCUGGAACAGGAGUACAGUGAGCUGGAAGAAACAUGGGAGAAAAUCGACAGGAAAAAGUAUUUGGAGAAGGAGGAGCGAAAAAAGCUCAAACAGGCACAAAGUAUCGAAGAAAGGUUCAUUGCCUCAAGUACCGUACCGGAAGAAAUUUAA